CCCGUCGCUCUGGAAUACUUGCAGCCUCGUUCUCUAUGGUAAGGCGGAACUUCAGGGUUUCCCGACUGAUGAGGAAAGACUCAGGGUGAGAAGUUCUGGAUUGUAGCUCUGGCCUCAAAGCCAGCACUACUCCGCUUCAACAUGAACCAUGGUCCCCAACUGAUCACCUUCACUCGUGCUCAGGAGGAGUCGGAUCUCUGGAGAGAUGGGCAUGUCCAGAAAAAAAGCUGCAGAGGCCCCCGUCCCUCUGGCCAGGAGGAAGGGGCUGCUGCUGGGGAGGCGGCUCGCAGCUUCUACGAGGACUUGGUGCUUCCAAGUGACCCUGGGAGAUCCUCACAGAGGAAACGAAAGGCGCCUUGUAUCCGCCGCCACCACCCAGCACAGGACGCUCCCCAUACUCAGAGCCGCCCAGGGCAGACAGAUACCCGCAAAGGGAACCAGCUCUUGAAAGCUGCCCAGGAUGGUAACCUGAAGUCUCUGCAGAUUCUGGUGGAGAAGGAAGGGUGUGACGUGAACUACAAAGAUGGUUAUUACUGGACAGCCAUGAUGUGUGCAGCUUAUGCCGGACACGGGGAGGCAGUGAGGUAUCUUCUGAGCCUCGGUGCUGCCUGGGUGGGGGUUUGUGAGACUCAAGGCCGGGAUGCUAUGGAUCUGGCCGAGGAAGCAGGACACCAGGACAUAGUGGACAUCUUACAGGAAAGCGAAAGGCCCCGUGUGAAGGAGGAAUCCUUCAGUUCACAGGCACCAGUGGAGAGGAAGUAUUGCGCCGUGUGCCAGGCCCACUACCGUGAGGACACUGUGGCUCUCCACGAGCGCUCCACUGCCCAUCUGUUCAACCGCCGUGACCCACUGCCCCCGACGCGCUACCACAUCCCCGAGAGCAACGUGGGCUUCCGUCUGAUGGUCAAGGGGGGCUGGGAUCAAGAAACUGGCCUGGGGCCUGAUGGCACUGGCCGCAAGUUCCCCAUCCAGACUGUCCUCAAGCGAGAUCAGAAGGGCCUGGGCUUCUGCAGCAACCUCAGACCCAAGGUGACCCACUUUGACGCCAAUGACCCCAACGCCGUGGAGCGACCGGCCGCCCAGCAGCCCAGGAAAGAGCGGGCCGCAACCGUGGGGAAGCGGGAGGCCCGACGCAGAGAGGCCAAGGCUGCUGCUUGGGAACGCAACCUCCGCACUUACAUGAACCUUGACCUUUGAACUCUUAUUGCAGAGGUGGGGGAGUUGUGGAGCACAAACUCCCAACAGCCCCAGCCAGCAUGGCCAAUAGCAAGGGAUGCUGGGAGCUGUAGUCCAGCAGCAUCUGGAGGGCCUCAAGUUUCCCUACUCUUGUCUCAUUGGAUAGCUGAUUAUUGUAUUGCCUAAAUAACCUGCUAAUGAACUCUCGUUCUUCUUUUGGCCCAGUUAAAGGCACAGAACUACAUUGGAAGGGCAGGAAAGGUGAGAAACUACUGGCCAGUAGCCAGAGAGAACCAGAACAGUAAACAUCCUUGUGCCCUUAUAUGUAUAGCUUAAAAUGGACCAGUAAGUAAUCUGGAAAAAAAUAUGGGGGGAUAGUCUUGUGAUUUUUCUCCCCCGGAAAUGAAAAAUCAGGUUGAGUUUCCUAUGUGUCCUACUAGACCAUAAUACUUGCAGUCAUCCUACGGCAAAGGUGGUGAGCCAGGGGAGAGGCUGUUGGCAUACCGACGCGGUCUACAAGGGAAGCAAAAGGCCGACAUCUCUGUGUGUCUUCCCUUCAAAGUCAGUUACCAAAUAAAAUGGUUUGCAUCCAGUGUAUGUAAUUCUUAGCUGUGAUUGGUCAAGGUUCUGUGUGAAAAAUAAAAUACAAUUCUCUGCCAGAGUAA
Molecule: messenger RNA, 1841 nt
Organism: Elgaria multicarinata webbii
Lineage: Eukaryota; Metazoa; Chordata; Lepidosauria; Squamata; Anguidae
Gene: GPANK1
Product: G-patch domain and ankyrin repeats 1
Exons: 3
Coding region: 142-1197 (351 amino acids)
Molecular function (GO): protein binding; nucleic acid binding
Source: RefSeq, a predicted model, not a curated record